Messenger RNA from Penicillium mononematosum, 924 nucleotides. RefSeq lists its product as uncharacterized. The record is from RefSeq and is a predicted model, not a curated record. NCBI's taxonomy places the organism in Eukaryota, Fungi, Ascomycota, Eurotiomycetes, Eurotiales, Aspergillaceae. The coding region runs from base 1 to 924 and encodes 307 amino acids. The transcript has a single exon.
AUGGAUCAAAAACUCUUCGCAGUAUUCCCCAUAUCCCUCCUAAAAACAAUACACCUCAUCGGUUCUCUCUCCUGGCUGCAACUCCUCUACGCAGCCUCCUACCUCGCACGACUAUUCUGGACACAGCGUGAAUCUUCGCCCUUCAAGAAAGCCAUCGAUCGUACGGAAACGAGCAUUAUCAAUGCCAUCCUCGGCACUGUCCCACUCUCAGCCUAUAGUUCUGCAACGGCAACAGAGCGUCAGUGGUACCUUUCAUCAGGCAAUGACGCUUUGAAUUACGAGAACAACAUCCGCACCACCUCCCAGCCCACCUCCAACUUGCUAGCCACCUCACCCUGGCCAGAAGAAGGACACCAAGACUCAGACUCCUCAUCAGAUCACGAAACUCCCACCCCACGGCCGGGCACCGAACAUACCCGAGAAAACUCCCCCAUCUACGAAACCGUGCGCAAGCUCCGAUCUAACACACGAGGCAGCAUUUCAAAGAUCGCCAACUCAGCAAGAUCCAUCUUCCGACAGCCCCUGACCGUUUCCCCACGGGAUAUGGACGGUUUUCCCUCAGACGAGGAACGGACCGAGCCACACCUGGUUCCAGUCCCAGUGCACGCUUCGCAGCCCCAGCUCGUCCAGAAUGUCUCUUUCCCCGUCCCCAUGUCUGCAUCUGCGCGUGUCACAGACCACUUCAGUGACCCUGGUCCGGUGACCGCAAUCAAGGCGCAGCAGCCAGUCUCAUUUGGGGCGGCCAUUGAUGGGGGGAUUGAUUCCGAGACGGUGCAGAUGUAUCGCUCGAGCAAAUACUACUCUGUCGAGAGUUAUCCCGGGAAGUUCCCUGUUAGUGAUGCGUUGGAUUAUAGCUCGCUUGCUACCGCUUAUGCUGUUAGAGGGAAGGGGACUACCUCUGUUCGACCUUUUUCGGACUACUAG